AUGGAGUUGCUGAGCCAUUACCUGGCUGCCACAACAAUCAGUAUGGCCAACGGCUCAACAGUACAGAACCCCUUCAGCGAGCAGUUGAUACCAAUGGCUUUUAAGAGCGACCUCGUCUUGCAGCUUCUUCUAGCACAGAGCGCGGUUCAUCGAGCAGCAAAGUCUCUGAAUGACUUCGACAGUGUCGCCAACACAUACUAUGAUCGAUCGCUGCGGUUGUUCCAGCAGAACCUUUCCAAGUUCAUGGGCGAGCAAUCCAGGGAACAAACAUUAUUACUGGGCAUAGCUGCCCUGAUUCUAUGUUUCAUCGAGACAGCCAAAGGCGACAUCAACGGCACGACCUACGACCAUCUCAUCGCAGCGAAGUCGCUCAUCGUACCCUCACUCCCCCUCCUCAUCUCUCUCCCAAAGUCUAUGAGACAAUUUCUCGUCGAAUACUACGUAUACACAGCAACGCUCAGCAUGAUCUCGAUAGACGCCCGGAUCAGUGACCAAUACUUCCUGGACAACGACAUGGCCCUCUUGGCGACGGAGCUCGUGGCGGAAUCCUAUGUCGGCAACUUGUGUGACCCGUUCUAG
Messenger RNA from Colletotrichum chrysophilum, 579 nucleotides. RefSeq lists its product as uncharacterized. The transcript is spliced from 3 exons. The coding region runs from base 1 to 579 and encodes 192 amino acids. Gene Ontology annotation, cellular component: nucleus. Gene Ontology annotation, molecular function: DNA-binding transcription factor activity; transcription cis-regulatory region binding. Lineage: Eukaryota; Fungi; Ascomycota; Sordariomycetes; Glomerellales; Glomerellaceae. Gene Ontology annotation, biological process: positive regulation of transcription by RNA polymerase II. The record is from RefSeq and is a predicted model, not a curated record.